AUGGAUGAUGUUACCUUCUCUCUUAUUGGCCAAACGAAAAGCCUCAGUGACAUCUAUCUAGACAACUUAUUGGUAUAUUUUGGAUCUGGAGAUGUUCCUGCGUCUACUGUUGCUGUGGCUGUGGGACCUUUUGUUGCCGUGGCUGUGUGUUACUGUGUUACUGAGGAUGUGGGUGCUAUUGUUGUGGUGGCUGUGGGUGCUACUGUUGUGGUUCCUGAGGGUGCUAUUGUUGUGGUUCCUGUGGGUGCUACUGUUGUGGUUCCUGAGAGUGCUACUGUUGUGGUUCCUGAGGGUGCUACUGUUGUGGUUCCUGAGGGUGCUACUGUUGUGGUUCCUGAGGGUGCUAUUGUUGUGGUUCCUGUGGGUGCUACUGUUGUGGUUCCUGAGAGUGCUACUGUUGUGGUUCCUGAGGGUGCUACUGUUGUGGUUCCUGAGAGUGCUACUGUUGUGGUUCCUGAGGGUGCUACUGUUGUGGUUCCUGAGAGUGUUACUGUUGUGGUUCCUGAGGGUGCUACUGUUGUGGUUCCUGAGGGUGCUACUGUUGUGGUUCCUGAGGGUGCUAUUGUUGUGGUUCCUGUGGGUGCUACUGUUGUGGUUCCUGAGAGUGCUACUGUUGUGGUUCCUGAGGGUGCUACUGUUGUGGUUCCUGAGGGUGCUACUGUUGUGGUUCCUGUGGGUGCUACUGUUGUGGUUCCUGAGAGUGCUACUGUUGUGGUUCCUGAGGGUGCUACUGUUGUGGUUCCUGAGGGUGCUACUGUUGUGGUUCCUGAGAGUGCUACUGUUGUGGUUCCUGAGGGUGCUACUGUUGUGGUUCCUGAGGGUGCUACUGUUGUGGUUCCUGAGGGUGCUACUGUUGUGGUUCCUGUGGGUGCUACUGUUGUGGUUCCUGAGGGUGCUACUGUUGUGGUUCCUGUGGGUGCUACUGUUGUGGUUCCUGAGAGUGCUACUGUUGUGGUUCCUGAGGGUGCUACUGUUGUGGUUCCUGAGAGUGCUACUGUUGUGGUUCCUGAGAGUGCUACUGUUGUGGUUCCUGAGAGUGCUACUGUUGUGGUUCCUGAGGGUGCUACUGUUGUGGUUCCUGAGAGUGCUACUGUUGUGGUUCCUGAGAGUGCUACUGUUGUGGUUCCUGUGGGUGCUACUGUUGUGGUUCCUGAGGGUGCUACUGUUGUGGUUCCUGAGAGUGCUACUGUUGUGGUUCCUGAGGGUGCUACUGUUGUGGUUCCUGAGGGUGCUACUGUUGUGGUUCCUGUGGGUGCUACUGUUGUGGUUCCUGAGAGUGCUACUGUUGUGGUUCCUGAGAGUGCUACUGUUGUGGUUCCUGAGAGUGCUACUGUUGUGGUUCCUGAGGGUGCUACUGUUGUGGUUCCUGAGAGUGCUACUGUUGUGGUUCCUGUGGGUGCUACUGUUGUGGUUCCUGAGAGUGCUACUGUUGUGGUUCCUGAGAGUGCUACUGUUGUGGUUCCUGAGAGUGCUACUGUUGUGGUUCCUGAGGGUGCUACUGUUGUGGUUCCUGUGGGUGCUACUGUUGUGGUUCCUGAGAGUGCUACUGUUGUGGUUCCUGAGGGUGCUACUGUUGUGGUUCCUGAGGGUGCUACUGUUGUGGUUCCUGAGGGUGCUACUGUUGUGGUUCCUGUGGGUGCUACUGUUGUGGUUCCUGAGAGUGCUACUGUUGUGGUUCCUGAGAGUGCUACUGUUGUGGUUCCUGAGAGUGCUACUGUUGUGGUUCCUGAGGGUGCUACUGUUGUGGUUCCUGAGGGUGCUACUGUUGUGGUUCCUGAGGGUGCUACUGUUGUGGUUCCUGUGGGUGCUACUGUUGUGGUUCCUGAGGGUGCUACUGUUGUGGUUCCUGUGGGUGUUACUGUUGUGGUUCCUGAGGGUGCUACUGUUGUGGUUCCUGAGGGUGCUACUGUUGUGGUUCCUGUGGGUGCUACUGUUGUGGUUCCUGAGGGUGCUACUGUUGUGGUUCCUGAGGGUGCUACUGUUGUGGUUCCUGUGGGUGCUACUGUUGUGGUUCCUGAGGGUGCUACUGUUGUGGUUCCUGACGGUGCUAUUGUUGUGGUUCCUGAGGGUGCUACUGUUGUGGUUCCUGUAGGGGCUACUGUUUCAGUGGCUGUGGGUGGCUACUGUUGUGGUUCCUAA
Procambarus clarkii (red swamp crayfish) is the source of this 2139-nucleotide messenger RNA. The record is from RefSeq and is a predicted model, not a curated record. Lineage: Eukaryota; Metazoa; Arthropoda; Malacostraca; Decapoda; Cambaridae.